AUGUCAAAACGUUUUUUCGGAUUUGUGUCUGCCUGCUUAAAAAUCGAACCCGGAGAAGCCAGCAGAGUACCAGAGAUGAAAAAUUCAUCUUGCCAGACAGAACCGAACGAAGCAGCAGAGGAAAACGAUAACCUGACCAUCAAGGUGAACAAGUGCCUGUUGUUGCUGUCGCACGUUAACACGAAGUUGGAUGCGUUGGCAGCACAGUUGUUUCAACAACCAGGAACGUCGUCAAAUGACCCGAUUAAAGUAAAACUAGUUCAAUCACCUCUAGAGCCCGUGAAAAGCUUGGCCGACAUGGAGUCCUUGGAAGACCGCUGCCAAGAUGAAAAUUUCGUGAAGGCAACGGUUGCAUGGAUUGGGAGAAUACACGGUCGCAAUCGUUUCAUUAAACAAGGCGCAACGGUGAGUCUGCAGAUCAUCGAUCAUUUUUUUGCUCGUGAAUUCCUACUGAAAUGUUCAUGGACAGGAGCAACCCGCACUUCCGGUGAUAACGAACCGAAGAGACAAAAAAUUCCGUUUAUGAAAUUUAACAAGACGAUCGGUUUAUUUCAUCAUACGGUGCAGUAUUCUGACCCAGAAUACUCACUAGAUGAGUGCAAAUCUUUUUUGCAUCGUUAUUCGAAAAGCUCCCGGCAAAGAUUCGCAGAAGUAUCCGGAAUGCGGAAGCCUGUCUCAAGGAAGCGAAAGCGACUGACAAAUGAAAAAUUCGAAAACAUCUUGGUGGACCAUCUUGAUGACGACGUCAAGGAUUCCAUCAAGGAUAGCGUCGAUGGAGUGCCACCAGAGGAGUCCACCAUCGAGUGUACGUCGUGGCAAGUGGAAUUCCUGGAUGUUAAUGACGACGAUCAAAAUUUGCCACCAGAAUUGUUAAAAGUCGCGAAGUAG
This is a messenger RNA of Wyeomyia smithii (pitcher-plant mosquito), 888 nucleotides long. RefSeq lists its product as uncharacterized. The coding region runs from base 1 to 888 and encodes 295 amino acids. The record is from RefSeq and is a predicted model, not a curated record. NCBI's taxonomy places the organism in Eukaryota, Metazoa, Arthropoda, Insecta, Diptera, Culicidae. The transcript is spliced from 2 exons.